This is a messenger RNA of Rubroshorea leprosula, 1377 nucleotides long. Lineage: Eukaryota; Viridiplantae; Streptophyta; Magnoliopsida; Malvales; Dipterocarpaceae. The record is from the annotation of a GenBank genome assembly.
UACAAGAGUUUUUUAAUUAAUUUGAGAACUUUCUUCCCGUUGCAGCUUCAUCACAAACAAAUCAUCAAGAACUGAAAAGAAUGCAAAAGCUGGACCCACAAAUCGUUGUCAUGACAAAAGAGGAACGUCUCCAACCAUUACCUGUGCAAUUCCCACGUGCUAGAAAAGCAACCAUUAGCUGCGACCGUUCGCAUCAGUUUUAUGAUAUCUGCUUAAUUAACGGCUCAACUGUCUUGGACCCCACAACCUCCACCUUCUUUGUCAUGGACCCCAGCUCAUCGUCCCCACCAUACACCUUGGAGAAAAUCCGCCCCUACCCUAGAAAAGCAGAAAACCACACAAUGGCUACAAUCAAGGAGCUCACCCUCACUUCAGGCCCAGGCCCAAGCCCACCAUGUGAGGUCCAACAUAAUGUACCAGCCAUUGUAUUCAGUGCGGGAGGAUACACGGGAAACUUCUUCCAUGAUUUGAGUGAUGGGUUCAUCCCCCUCUUCAUCACCAUUAAUUCCAUCUUUGAUGCAGAUCAAGACUUCAUCCUAGUGAUCUCCAAAGCCCGUGAUUGGUGGGUUAAUAGGUAUGCAGAUUUGCUCCAUAUACUUACAAAGCACCCUAUUAUAAACCUCGACAAUGAUACUUCCACCCAUUGUUUUACUUCUACCUCUGUGGGCCUCAUUUCACAUGGUUUGAUUACAGUAGACCCAACAUUGUUACCUCACCCGAAAACAUUAUCUGAUUUUCGUUCCAUGCUAGGCGAAGCCUUUGGUCACCUUGGUAGCGCCAUCUUGGAUCCUCCAAAAGUUCGACCGCGAUUAGUGUUCAUCAGUCGUCCUGUUGGCAUUGGUAGAGUGCUUUUAAACGAAGAAGAAGCAAAGAGGGUGGCUGAAGAAAUUGGUUUUGAGGUUGUUUUAUUUGAGCCAAAAGCUACCACUUCGUUGAGUAAUGUUUAUGCAUUGCUUCACACAAGCCAUGCAAUGAUAGGGGUGCAUGGUGCAGCGCUCACACACUUGUUGUUUCUUCGUCCUGGCUCAGUGUUCAUGCAAGUGGUGCCGUUGGGCACUAGAUGGGCGGCAGAGGUAUGCUAUGGCAUGCCAGCUAGGGCAGUGCAGCUAGAAUACAUAGAAUAUAAAAUUGGUGUAGAGGAGAGUAGUCUGGUGGAAAAGUAUGAUAAGAAUGGUUUGGUGAUAAAAGACCCUAUUGCAUUUCGUGGGAAGAAUUGGUCGACUAUGAAUAUAUAUUUAAAGGAACAGAAUGUUAAACUGAAUAUAGUUAGGUUUGGAGCGCAUUUGAAGGAAGCUUACAAGAUAGCGAAGAGGUUCAUGGAGAAAGAGGGCUAAUGUUUGUAUAUUUAUAUUUGCAAAAUAAAAACAGCUCUUUUUC